Phascolarctos cinereus (koala) is the source of this 1144-nucleotide messenger RNA. NCBI's taxonomy places the organism in Eukaryota, Metazoa, Chordata, Mammalia, Diprotodontia, Phascolarctidae. The record is from RefSeq and is a predicted model, not a curated record.
AUGGCCGGCCAGCUGGCCAGCAGGGUCCCUCUUGGGGCGGGCAGGCAGUAUAAAACGCUCCGCUCCCCGGGGCGCCGCUCAGAGCUGGGCAGCAACAGCUACAGCCGCCACAGCAGGGGGAGGAGCGCGAGCCGGGCAGGAGCGGGAGUGGGAGGCGAGGCAGCAGAGGCGCAGAGAGGCGCACGGAGGGACAGGGGCAGCCCGUGCGCGAGCUGCCCGCUCGCCUAUGCAGGUGAGAGCGGUCGCCGGGUGCCCGGCUUGCGAGUGAGCGACCCCGCGGAGCGCCUGGGCAUCGCGGCAGGUCUGACAGUCCGUCAGUCGGCGAAGAAGCUCCCGGGAAGGACAGGGCGCCUCUGGGGAGGAAACCACUGCCAGGCUGGCCCCUCCAGUAACCCAUCACAUGCUGAUGAGAGUACUGGGCUGCAAACAGGGUUCCGGAUUCAAGAGAUGAGCUCUCUGGUCUGUCCAAAGCCAGGUAUAAAAGAGCGGACAGCUGAGACCCUUCUUCAGUACUCUGGGGAGGGCAUGAAUGGGAACAGCGCCCCUGAGGUACCCUGUUUGACCUCAUCGGGACUCCCAGACUCACCUGCAGUGUCCUCUUCCUCACAGACAUCCCUCAUCACCUUGCACACACAGUCCCCCUUACUGGCCAGCAUGCAGCUACAGAAACUUAAUAGCCAGUACCAGGAGGUAUCUGGCACAGAACCUCCAGAGGAGGAAACACCCACUCCAACCUUUCCUGUGGGGGGUAGUCAGCCCGAGGAGUCACAGACUGCCUCCACUGAGGCCAAUGACUCCAUUCUCAUUGAUUUGGACCUCGUAGAUGAGGAGGUGCUCAUGUCCCUGGUGGUAGAGCUGGGUUUGGACCAAGCUGGUGAGCUGCCUGAGCUCUGGCUGGGCCAGGAUGAGUUUGACUUCGUAACAGACUUGCCCCCCAGCUAAGGCCAUAUGCACCCCAGGGGGAAAAGGGGGAGUCACGCACACUCUAGGGGUAGGGGGGGUGGGGGGAGGGAAGUGGGCCCCAGCUUAGCUGGCUCCCUUGUAAGCUCUUGUGCCCUGUGAUCUCUUGUAAAUACCAAUAAAAAGGUUUUGCCCCAGUGGCAUGGCUGCGGGGACAGAGCUCUUGCUAGCCAACUCUCUCAAA